Messenger RNA from Rhizophagus irregularis DAOM 181602=DAOM 197198, 495 nucleotides. RefSeq lists its product as uncharacterized. NCBI's taxonomy places the organism in Eukaryota, Fungi, Glomeromycota, Glomeromycetes, Glomerales, Glomeraceae. The record is from RefSeq and is a predicted model, not a curated record.
AUGUCAUAUACAAGACCAGCAGCUAAUAGUUUUUUUGAAAAGAUUCGUAGACUAUUAACUGUGAAUCCGGAAUCAAAUACAGGUGUUCCAAUUACAGGAACCUAUCGUACACCUGCUCCUGGAUCACAACCAAAAACCUAUGUACAUCCGUUGACCAAGCAUUCUGACUUAGCACAAAAUUAUUAUUUUGGUCGAGACGCUAGACGUAAUUUUCCUCGUUUAGCAGUGUAUACUCAAAAUGAUGUUGCAAAACUCAUCGCUGUAUCAAAUUUGAAAAGUAUUUCAGCAGGAGAAGGAGGAUCUAACGAAUCAACUCAGGUGACAACUAUUCCAGAAGAUUUAUCAUUGACGGAAGCAAUUGCUUUUGGGCCAGCGUUAUAUUCUCAUGAGAAGUUGCCACCUACUCCAGGACGUCCUUCAUAUAAAUGGAAGAAAUCUGAGGAUGUUGUUGAAACACAACCAGGAACUUAUUGGCCAAUAUACAAUAUAACAUAA